This is a messenger RNA of Cadophora gregata, 1479 nucleotides long. RefSeq lists its product as uncharacterized. Gene Ontology annotation, molecular function: protein kinase activity; ATP binding. The record is from RefSeq and is a predicted model, not a curated record. The coding region runs from base 1 to 1479 and encodes 492 amino acids. The transcript has 2 exons. NCBI's taxonomy places the organism in Eukaryota, Fungi, Ascomycota, Leotiomycetes, Helotiales, Ploettnerulaceae. Gene Ontology annotation, biological process: regulation of mRNA processing; protein phosphorylation; spliceosomal complex assembly.
AUGUCCCCCUCACCAGACAUUGAGGAAACGUCCUGCUCCCCGCGUUUCCUUCCGGCAGGCAUCGGUGAUACGGAAGACCUGGAGAGAUAUGAACCUGGGGGGUUCCACCCAGUCCACCUUGGAGAUGAAUAUGACGGUGGCCGGUAUAAAGUCAUCCACAAGCUUGGCGCUGGCGGGUUUUCUACCGUUUGGCUUGCGCAAGAUCUCAUGCGGCGGCAUUGGGUGGCCCUGAAAAUUAUUCUGGCCGAUGAAUCGCCAUCAGUGGAAACCAAGACGAUCCUAAGCCACCGUGUAGCUUCGCAAUGCAGUAGUGAUGCAGUAUUUGUCACGUACUCUCGGUACUUUCAUAUCGAGGGCCCAAAUGGUCGCCACUUAUGUUUAGUUCUCCCGGUUUUAGGUCCUUCGGCAUCCAGAUUAUCUCAAUACAUGGAUAGCAGGAUCGAACCCUGGCUGGCUCGCCGUGCCAGUUACCAAACAGCGAAAGCAUUAGCUGGUCUAACGACAGCCAACAUUGUGUUUCGAGUGGAGAAUUUUGAUCGCUACACUGAGAAUGACAUCUACCGGCUGUUCGGAAAACCUGAGACAGGACCUCUGGAAACAGAGUCGGGAGAAACUCCAGGUGCCGAGGCUCCAAGAUACAUCGUGAAGUCUCUUGACUUUCUCUCCUCCGAGACCGAUCUCAUCAGUAACGAAAUUAGUCUUAUAGACUUCGACCAAGCAUUCCUCGCAUCGUCACCCCCAGAGGAAAUGUUAGCUACACCAAUCGAGUAUCUCGCUCCUGAGGUGGCUGUCGGCCGGGCAGCUAGCCCAGCGAGCGACGUCUGGGCUCUGGGCUGCUCUAUUGUCCGCUUGAGAUCUGGAGAAGGUCUGUUCUCAGCCUUUGAUAUCACCUCACCAGCGGAUUUAAUACGGGGUAUUAUUCAAGCUCUCUCGGACAUGCCAGCUUCUUGGGAGGAUUCACUGUUUGAUUCAGACGGUCAGCCGACCAAAGAUCUGGCAAAAGGUGAAGCUGUCUGGAAGUUUACGGACAAACGGCCGUUCAAAGACCAAAUUUAUAGAAUUUGGGACAACCCGAGCAAUUUGUCUAGCAAGUCGACGAAAUCACUGAUGGUUAAUCACAUAGAGAACGUGGACCAGACCUUGGACUGGGAAAGUCACAAGCCUUACCCUCGGUGCUUCUCGCACAAGUUUUGGAAGCCCACGGCUGUUGAAGUAGGGGAUGCUUAUCUGCAUGGGUAUGAUAAUGAGUCUGAUAACCUCUUAGCGCCGUUGCCUAAGAUUUCGGAUCACGAGGCAGCCCUGCUAUACGACCUUCUGUCUCAAAUCUUUGUUUACGAGCCCAUAGAGCGAGUAAAAGAAAAGGAAUUGCUGGAUCAUCCUUGGUUUCAUAUGGAUGACUCGAAUCGAGUAUGGACGAGAGGCGUAAAAAAAAAUAUCACACAAGAAAGUGGCACCAUGUCAAAACGCAGUAAGUCUUGA